AUGGGCGACGCUGCCGUCUUUAAUUCAUCCGAUUUCGAGGUGUCGGGCGAUGAUCAGCCUGCGAAGAAGCGUAAGACAGGCCACGGCAUCGCCGAGGCUAUCCUUCGCAACCAGCUUAUUGAUCGUCGGGAGUCAAAGAAAGCCUCGAGAACUCUGAAGUUUGCACACGGCGCCCCUGGUACUCGAUCACUUCACGACGCCGUUCUCAUCUCUUGGGACGCGUACUGUCAAACGAUUGGACAUCCAGUCAAGGAGUGUCCGUCAGGAGAACGAAUCUUCCAAUAUAUUGAUACCAUGAUUCGGAACUCCAAGUCUACUAUUGCUGGAAAGCCCUCAAUCUCCCUCUCCGUCGUCCGAGCUCUGCUGUCGCGGCUCAUCAAGCUUCUUAUGUUUCGUCACGAGAACCUCCUCGAGUCCUAUACCAAGCAUCACCUCACCCGCAUUGAGGUCCAUCUGCAACAGCUCGUUACUAAAGGAAAGCUCGUCCGCGGAACUUGGUACAGAAAGCAGUGGCUCUCUUUCAUGACGCUCUUGAGGAUGGGUCAAGGCUGGUUCAAGCGUGUGAUGGCUGAGGGUACCUACUCAUGGGAUAUAGUCCUGUCCAAGAUCGCAAGCAUUGUCACACAGAGCGCCUUGAGUUCAAGAUCUGGCGACAUUACCCGCACCCAGCUCUAUGAAGGUUUCGAGUGCUUGUGCUGGAAGGACAUCACCCUGAAGCUGGAUGAAUCUUCUGAUCGAGGCAUGCCGAGGGUUAUUGACUUGAGAGGAACCUUCAUGCUGAGAUUUACCAAGGGCUUCAAGGAUGUUCGGAACGCAGACCAGCCAAUCUACUGUGACCCUCUGUCCAACACUUCGCACAGCACCGUCUGCUGUGUCAAGCUCCUCCUCAUUCUUGCACUACGCUUGGGCUACGUCUACUCUCCAACCUUGGACGGUGUUUUGAGAGGUGCUGCUGCACGCGCUGAUGGUACUAUUCAAUGGACUCAGCCUGACGCCCCGGUUUUCUCACAGUUCAGUAAGGGAUUUUCACCAUUUCUUGUUCUGGACAAGCCAGCCGGACAAGAGCAAGUUCGCCACUCUCUGAAAGAGAUCGCCCAUCUCACCGGUAUGUUGGAGGACCGUAUCGACACCAGGGCUCUGCGCCGAGGUGCACUACGGGAUCAUGCCUACGCCAAGAAGGCAUUGGUUGGAGCACCAACUGUCGGCGUCGCUAUGCUUGCAAAUCAUAGCAACACGUCCUACAAUAUGGGCACAACCAGAGACUAUGUCGGACCGCUUGAGGUGUCCUCGUAUAACCAGCGAUCCGAGGCCGAGCGUGCUGAUCGAAUGGCUCCUGCGUUUGCGGACGAGGGCCCAUCCAAGGAAUGGCUUCGAAAGUUCAGUACCAGAGAGAUAUCUGAGUAUAUGACGGAGAAUGGCAUGGAUCUCAACGACCGCAUGCAACGCAAGACGGCUGGAGCGCGGAUGAAGAAGGAGAGGGAGCAGAAGUGGCGUGACGUUGCCAAGGACAACCCUCUGCGACUUCAGACAGCGUCUGAAGCCAAUGUUGGCGGAACCAAAGGCUCCCAUGCAAAGAAGAAAUCAACACUGGCUCCGACAGUUGCGUCCUCUUCGACUAAUGACACCGACGAUGUCGACAUUGAUAGUUCGAUCGAGGUUGGACUUCGAACGCUUGACAUCGCUCCCCAUACGAGUUUGGAAAGUCUCACAGAUGCUGUCUUUCUCGACCGGGGAGAGAACAGCAGCGACGAUGAUUCAAAGAUCUCCGACAGCGUCGGAGAUGACACGGCUGACGAGAUCGACCUUGUGCUACAAGAUACCCUUGCACUGGAGUUCCAAUCUGCUUCAGCUACUGCCUCUGUAUCAACAUUCUUGGCUCCAUUGCAAGGCGUGCAGCUUGCUCACAUCGAACAAUUCAGCGGCGACGAUUUUGUUCGUUUCUUCUCGCAGAUCAAUCUCUAUCAGUCAACGCUAUCCAGCUCCAGAUUCAACCGAAAUGACCCAGAGGAUCUGAAGAAGUACACGCUUUGUGGCAACAGCCGAGAUGUAGCCACACCUUGGAUGUACCCGUGCCCGCAUGGCUGCGGAUAUAGCAGCAUCUCGGAACAUAACGUCGAAGAACACGAAGUCAAUUGCAAUGGACAGGCACGAGAGAGACCAGUCCCAUGUCCACGUAAGAACUGCGGUAAAAGUUUCAAAAACGAGGAGACUAUGAAGGCUCAUGUUCACGACGUCCACGAUUAUCGACCAAUUGCUUGUGAACAGUGCCCAGAUCAGCCCGACGUCCUCUACGAUACGAAGCUUGCACUGAGGAAUCAUCGAGAGAAGGCACACAGCGACCCUAUUCCAGAGCAAGACUGUCCCCUCGUUGCGGACUGCAAGUUCACAACAAAGUUCACUUCCAAGAGAGCUCUGAAAAAGCAUCUCAAGUCCAAGAGUCACAAGCUCACCACGGCGCAGCUGAAGGAGCACGUCCGAGACUCACGUAGUGACAGGAGACAGAAGGUCGGUAAGAAGAACAGACCUAAGGGAUGGUACUUGGAGCAGAAUGAUGAUGAGGAGGAUGAGUGA
Messenger RNA from Cadophora gregata, 2571 nucleotides. RefSeq lists its product as uncharacterized. The record is from RefSeq and is a predicted model, not a curated record. NCBI's taxonomy places the organism in Eukaryota, Fungi, Ascomycota, Leotiomycetes, Helotiales, Ploettnerulaceae. The transcript is spliced from 3 exons. Bases 1 to 2571 code for a protein of 856 amino acids.